This is a messenger RNA of Fusarium tjaetaba, 855 nucleotides long. Its product is annotated as IBR finger domain protein. Bases 1 to 855 code for a protein of 284 amino acids. The record is from RefSeq and is a predicted model, not a curated record. The transcript is spliced from 2 exons. NCBI's taxonomy places the organism in Eukaryota, Fungi, Ascomycota, Sordariomycetes, Hypocreales, Nectriaceae.
AUGGACAACUCAUCUCUCAUGCUAGCGAUUCAGCUCCAGCAGCAAGACCUGAAUAUCUGGGAGCAGUCGGCGAAAGGAAAGCAGCGCGAAGGCAAUCUCACAGACGCAGACUUGGCUCUUGAGGCAUGUCGCAUUGAGCUUGAGGCCAUGACGGCACAAAUUUCUGACCAUGCUUUGGCCCUCAGCAUUGCGCGGGCUGUUGAUGCAGAUGCUCAGAUCAUUAUGGAAGCUCAACUGGCGGAGGAACAGGCCGCGAGAGACCAUGAGUAUGCUCUUAGGCUGGAUGCGGACCCAAGCGAGAUAGGACGGCCAUAUGGAGAACAAUCUGAAGAAGAGGGGCCAAUGUACGACGGCGAGGAUGAUUUGAUUGAUAUCCUAAGGUCUCUGAACCUUGGCGUCCCGGGAGACUCGAUCACAGGUCAGCCCGAGUCGUCAAGCUGGGCGUCCUCGCGUCAAGCGCCUGAAACUAGAGAGUGCAUCGCUUGCAACGACGAGUUUCCACCUCUUGCGCUCUCUCAGUCACCAUGCUCGCAUGAAUACUGUCGCGUAUGCCUCGUAGGCCUGGUUCGUUCCUCACUCCAAGAUGAAAGCUUGUUCCCGCCAAAGUGCUGUGGUCGCGCCAUCCCAGUCAAGCAAAGCCGAUGGUUCUCACCCCAGCUCGUCGGCCAGUUCCAGGCCAAGAAGUUGGAGUUUGACACGCCUAACCGCACGUACUGCAGCGAGCCGUCCUGUUCGACCUUUGUACCGCCUGCGUUUAUCGAAGAUGAUCUUGCCUUUGCCGAGCGCAAUUCUGCUACCUCUGUGGUGACCCCUGGAAGACUUGUACUUGUCCGCAGUGGGAAGAAGAACGUCUGA